Molecule: messenger RNA, 462 nt
Organism: Fusarium pseudograminearum CS3096
Lineage: Eukaryota; Fungi; Ascomycota; Sordariomycetes; Hypocreales; Nectriaceae
Exons: 2
Coding region: 1-462 (153 amino acids)
Cellular component (GO): cytoplasm
Molecular function (GO): protein phosphatase inhibitor activity
Source: RefSeq, a predicted model, not a curated record
AUGAACCCUCACCAGAAGAACAAGGUCGACGUCAAGUCACUCACUCCCGAGGAACAGCGCCUCUUCCGUCUCUACGGCAAGCUGCCCUCUCGAUCCGACCACUUCGCCAAGCAUCUCAAGGACCGCAAGUAUUUCGACUCGGGUGACUAUGCCAUGUCCAAGGCCGGCAAGGGUGACGGUGUUGACGCUGGUGCCGUCGGCUCUCAGCAUCCCCUCCCCGAGAACAUUCCCCACCUCUCAUCCCCGGUGAACGGCUCCGGAACCAACGUCCCCAAGCACCACGGCUCCGUCCCCGGCAUCCAGGCCGGCAGCCCUAUCAAGGAGAGCAGCUUCCUCAAGAGCGAGACCAGCGUCGACGAGACUCAGGGAGACGAUGCCGACAAGCCCCAGGGUGCAGACGCUGCUGCUGCUGCACCUGAGCCUGUUGCCGCCGGCGGCGAGGGCAUCCCCAUCCGAAGAUAG